CGUUUGUCUAUCUCAGAACGACGCCUAUCAUCCUGCAAAUCUUUCUUCAUCUUCUACUGCUGCUUCCCUUUUGAUCCAAUAAUUCUGCAUUCCAUGAAAAUCUAAAUUAUUAUUACUGAAAAAAAUCAUGUAUCAGUGGAGAAAAUUCGAGUUCUUCGAGGAGAAAUACGGAGGAAAGAGCUCCAUUCCCGAGGAUGUGACGGCAGGGAAGAUCGAGUGCUGUUCUAGCGGCAGAGGGAAGGUGGUGAUCGGCUGCGAUGAUGGCACUGUAAGCUUGCUGGAUCGUGGCCUCAAGUUCAAUUUCUCUUUCCAAUCUCACUCCUCCUCUGUCCUCUUCCUCCAACACCUCAAGCAAAGGAACUUUUUGGUGACUGUGGGUGAGGAUGAACAAAUAUCUCCGCAGCAAUCUGCCAUGUGCCUCAAAGUAUUUGAUCUCGACAAGAUGCAAUCCGAAGGCACGAGUGCUGCUACUACCCCUGAUUGUAUUGGAAUAUUGCGGAUUUUCACCAAUCAAUUUCCCGAAGCAAAUAUUACUUCUUUUUUAGUACUAGAGGAAGCUCCUCCGAUACUACUCAUGGCUAUUGGUUUAGACAAUGGUUGCAUUUACUGCAUCAAAGGGGAUAUUGCGAGGGAACGAAUCACGCGGUUCAAGCUCCAAGUGGAUAAUGUUUCUGAUAAAAGUCAUUCAACGAUUACAGGUCUUGGAUUCAGAGUGGAUGGUCAAGCCCUUCAAUUAUUUGCCGUGACUCCAGAUUCCGUGAGCUUGUUCAGCAUGCAUAAUCAACCACCCAGGAGACAAACCUUAGAUCAGAUUGGAUGUAAUUUCAAUAGUGUUACGAUGAGUGAUCGUUUGGAGUUAAUAAUUGGCCGGCCCGAGGCUGUGUAUUUUUACGAAGUUGAUGGACGUGGUCCUUGUUGGGCAUUUGAGGGAGAGAAGAAAUUUCUAGGGUGGUUUCGUGGUUACCUUUUAUGUGUUAUUGCAGACCAAAGGACUGGGAAAGACACUUUCAAUGUUUAUGACCUGAAGAACCGUUUGAUAGCCCACAGUCUGGUGGUUAAAGAAGUUUCUCACAUGCUGUGUGAAUGGGGUAACAUUAUACUUAUAAUGACUGACAAAUCAACUCUGUGUAUCGGGGAAAAGGAUAUGGAAAGCAAGCUAGACAUGCUCUUCAAGAAGAAUCUGUAUACUGUAGCUAUCAAUCUAGUUCAGAGUCAGCAAGCUGAUGCUGCUGCUACUGCAGAAGUUCUAAGGAAGUAUGGAGAUCAUCUAUAUAGCAAGCAAGAUUAUGAUGAGGCCAUGGCACAGUACAUCUCCACUAUUGGUCACCUUGAACCUUCAUAUGUGAUACAGAAGUUUCUGGAUGCACAGAGAAUAUACAACCUUACUAGUUACUUGGAAAAAUUACAUGAGAAGGGGCUUGCUUCUAAAGAUCAUACAACCUUGCUCUUAAACUGCUAUACCAAAUUGAAAGAUGUUGAGAAGCUUAAUGUAUUUAUUAAAAGUGAAGAUGGUGCUGGAGAACAUAAGUUUGAUGUGGAGACUGCAAUAAGGGUCUGUCGUGCUGCCAAUUACCAUGAGCAUGCAAUGUAUGUCGCCAAGAAGGCAGGGAGGCAUGAACUGUACUUGAAGAUCUUACUUGAAGACCUUGGCAGAUAUGGGGAAGCCUUGCAGUAUAUUUCAAGUCUUGAACCAAGUCAGGCUGGUGUGACUGUGAAGGAGUAUGGUAAAAUUCUCAUAGAGCACAAGCCAGUGAAGACAAUCGAGAUACUCAUGAGGCUUUGCACCGAGGAUGGAGAAUCAACAAAGAGAGAAUCCUCAAGUAGCACAUACUUAACUAUGCUGCCAUCUCCUGUUGAUUUUCUCAACAUUUUCAUCCAUCAUCCACCGUCCCUCAUGGACUUUCUUGAAAAAUAUACGGACAAGGUGAAGGACUCACCUGCACAAGUAGAAAUUCACAAUACCCUCCUGGAGUUAUACUUGUCAAAUGACUUGAACUUCCCAUCUAUCUCACAAGCUAGUAAUGGUGUAGAUCACACUCUUAAAGCAAGAUCAGGUUCAUUGGUAAUGCCCAAAGCAGAAUCCAAAUUGAAAUCAAGCGCUGAUCGCAAAGAUACAUCUAAGGAAAGAGAUCGUAUGGAAAGGUGUGAGAAGGGUCUGCGUCUGCUUAAGAGUGCGUGGCCAUCUGACCUGGAGCAGCCACUUUAUGAUGUUGAUCUUGCCAUAAUUCUCUGUGAGAUGAAUGCAUUUAAAGAUGGGCUUUUGUAUCUGUAUGAGAAGAUGAAACUAUAUAAAGAGGUUAUUGCCUGCUACAUGCAAUCCCAGGACCAUGAAGGAUUGAUUGCAUGCUGCAAAAAGCUGGGGGAUUCUGGUAAGGGAGGAGAUCCAUCUCUUUGGGCAGAUCUGCUGAAGUAUUUUGGUGAACUUGGAGAAGAUUGCUCAAAGGAAGUGAAGGAUGUUCUGACAUAUAUUGAAAGGGAUGACAUCUUGCCUCCUAUUAUUGUUCUUCAGACACUGUCCAGGAAUCCAUGCCUUACGCUCUCUGUCAUUAAGGAUUAUAUUGCUCGGAAGCUUGAGCAGGAGUCAAAGCUGAUUGAAGAAGAUCGACGAGCUAUUGAGAAGUAUCAGGAAGACACUUUGACAAUGAGAAAAGAAAUUCAGGAUCUCAGGACAAAUGCGAGGAUAUUUCAGCUCAGCAAGUGCACUGCUUGCACCUUCACCCUUGAUCUUCCUGCUGUCCAUUUUAUGUGCAUGCAUUCAUUUCAUCAGCGUUGCCUUGGCGAUAAUGAAAAAGAAUGCCCUGAGUGUGCUCCUGAAUACAGAUCUGUUCUUGAAACAAAAAGAAGCCUGGAGCAGAAUUCUAAAGAUCAAGAUCGCUUUUUUCAGCAGGUGAAGAGUUCAAAGGAUGGGUUUUCUGUGAUUGCUGAGUAUUUUGGAAAAGGGAUCAUUAGCAAAACCAGUAAUGGAUCCACAGGCACUGGCAGGACAGGUGACACAUCUUCCAGCAGUGGCUUCUAAGGUGUUUUACGGGUUGUUGGUCCAGCUUUAAGCAUUUAUCUCCUUCCUUCAUUGGCUUGCAAGCCUCUGCCUAAUGUUGUCUGGUAAUCAGAGUGGGCAGGGUGACUGCGCAAUUCCAUGGCUCUGGCUACAAUCUGUCUGGAUUGGACAUUAGCCAAGGUUUGUUUUAUCGAAUUAAGAUUGCUGUCCGAGAAAGAGAGAAAAAUCAGAGUUUCUCCACUGAGGGCAAAAGAUGAUGAGAGAAAAGGUAGUAUUCAUCUGCAUUCUGUUUUGUGCGAAACUUUCUAACUAGGCAUCUCCCUCAAAGGAACUUCAAAUGAUAAAACAAUAUGUUCAAACUAGGAGCAGAGUUUUCUUGCCAAAUAUUGCUUGGUUUCUUGAAGUGUGAAAUUUCAGCCAGCGUUUGUGGUUCCUCAUAAUCUUCAAACAAAUAAUUUUGGGAGUGCGUAUUCUAAGAAACCAAUUCAUUUUUUGUGUAUGGUUUGUGAAACAUGCGAAUGUGUUGAAUUAUGUAUAGCUGGUAUUUUAUUUUUUUGUAUCAAUUAUCUAUUUGAGUAGACUGGAAGAGCAAAGAAUUUCAGGUCA
Populus trichocarpa (black cottonwood) is the source of this 3601-nucleotide messenger RNA. Its product is annotated as vacuolar protein-sorting-associated protein 11 homolog. Gene Ontology annotation, biological process: vacuole organization; endosome organization; intracellular protein transport. The record is from RefSeq and is a predicted model, not a curated record. Gene Ontology annotation, molecular function: protein-macromolecule adaptor activity; protein binding. Gene Ontology annotation, cellular component: endosome; HOPS complex. The transcript is spliced from 5 exons. NCBI's taxonomy places the organism in Eukaryota, Viridiplantae, Streptophyta, Magnoliopsida, Malpighiales, Salicaceae. Bases 128 to 3016 code for a protein of 962 amino acids.